GCCCGCGACUCCUGAAGACCCACAACCUGUCUCACAAUCUGUCAUGGUUGUGAAAAGUUGAGAGAAUGUCUGCACAGUGUCUAAUGGUGUCUGGUACACAGUGUGCACUCAAAUGGUAACCAGUUUAGUUGCGAUAGUUGGUCUACCCCUUCAGGUGUUAACCUCUGCAGCUCCAUUUCCUUUCUAGACCCUAUUUCUGGGCCAUCGCCUCCCACCAAUUAGGUAGGAAAAUAUUGUUUGCCUCUAUCUGGCCCAAGGCUAUGUUCCUGGAGUUUAUGUGAGAACCUAACCCCUUUCUCAGCUCCAACUGUAACCCUCUCCCCACCUCCAACACACACAUACACGUGCUACCACACUGCCUACAGUGCCAUCACCCUGCCUGAAGUUCACCUCAUUUUAGGAUUGGACGGGCCUUCAUAAUUUAAAUUUUAUUAUGAAAAAGUGAUAGGCUAAGGAACUCAUUUAAUUUUUUGUCUAAAUGUCAAAUAUAGAGUAGAAAGCUCAAAUAUCUGUUAUAGAAAUACUUGAGAGUCCUGUAUGCACUGUUAUCCACAACCAUUUAAACACUUAUCCACAAAUCCCUAGUAAGGACUCCUAAUAAGUACAUUUCUAAACCAGUUAUUCAAGCUACAUCCUCCCAGGAUUGGACUUUGUUUCUACUUUGGUAGGGGCAUAAAUAAACAGAAACAACUGACCUAACUUUUUACUAAAGAAAAGAGAUAAUAAAGGGAAUAAAAUUAAAAUUACAUUUGGAUUUUAACUUGUGUUUUUAUUCCUACUGCCAGCAAAAAUAUCUAAAGUGCUUUUAUUAUCAUUAUAAAUGAAUAUACUAUUCGUUGUGCAGAUUUUGACGUGUUCAUAAAUAAGUACCCAAUGUUUGUUUGAUAAAGAAUGUGAUAAAAUGUUAACAUUUGGGAAAUCUGGGUGAAGAAUAUACAGGAAUUAUUUGUAUGUAAUAUCUGUUAAUCUAAAAUUAUUUAAAAGAAAAAGUUAAACUGUCUCAUUCCUGAACAAUUAUAAAUUAUUCAACCCAAAACUGAAGGGGCCUGCCCCUCCACUCAUGUGGGUAUUUCUUGUCAGGUGGGACAAGAGACUGAGAAAAGAAAUAAGACACAGAGACAAAGUAUAGAGAAAGAACAGUGGGCCCAGGGGACCGGCACCGGCACUGGUCUCCGAGUUCCCUCACUAUUUAUUGAUUACUAUUUUCACUGUCUCGGAAAGGGGAGUAUGACAGGACAACAGGGUGAUGGUGGGGAGAAGGUCAGCAGGAAAACGUGAGUAAAGGAAUCUGCGUCAUAAAUACGUUCAAGGGAAGGUACCGUGCCUGGACGUGUACAUAGGCUGGAUUUAUGUUUCUCUUUACCCAGACAUCUAAGUGUAGCAAAGAGUAACAGAGCAGUAUUGCUGCCAGCAUAUCUCCUCUCCAGCCACAGCAUGGUUUUCUCCUGUAUCAGAAUAGAAUGAAUAGGCGGCUUUACACGGAGACAUUCCGUUCCCAGGGAUAUGCAGGAAACAGAGGCCUUCCUCUUAUCUCAACAGCAAAGAGGCCUUCCUCUUUUACUAAUCCUCCUCAGCACAGAUCCUUUAUGGGUGUGGGGCUGGGGGACGGUUAGGUCUUUCCCUUCCCACGAGGCCAUAUCUCAGGCUGUCUCAGUGGGGGGAAACCUUGGACAAUACCCAGGCUUUCUCGGGUAGAGGUCCCUGCAGCUUUCCGUGGUGCAUCAUGUCCCUGGUUAAUAGAGAAUGGAGAAUGGCGAUGACUUUUACCAGGCAUACUGUCUGCAAAUAUAUUGUUAACAAGGCACAUCCUGCACAGCCCUAAAUCCCUUAAACCUUGAUUCAAUACAGCACAUGUUUCUGUGAUCACAGGGUUGGGACUAAAGUUACAGAUUAACAGCAUCUCAAAUCAGAACAAUUUUUCUUUGUACAGAUCAAAAUGGAGUUCCUUUUGUCUUCCUUUUCCGCAUAGACACAGUGACAGUCUGAUCUCUCUUUUCCUCACACAAAACUCUGUUUAAAAUAAUUUAAGUAUGAUUAUGUAAGAUUUGGGGGCCGGGCGUGGUGGCUCACGCCUGUAAUCCUAGCACUUUGGGAGUCCGAGGCAAGUGGAUUUGCUUGAGCUCAGGAGUUUGAGACCAGCCUGGGCAACAUGGUGAAACCCCGUUUCUACUAAAAUACAAAAAAUUAGCCGGGCGUGAUGGCACACGCCUGUAAUCCCAGCCACUAGGGAGACUGAGACAGGAGAAUCACUUGAACCUGGGAGGUGGAAGUUGCAGUGAGCCAAGAUGGUGCCAUAGUGCACUCCAGCCUGGGUGACAGCGAGACUCCAUCUCAAAAAAAAAAAAAAAAGAUUUGGGACGCUUUAUAAACAGUUAUAUAUAUUUGGGAGAUUAGAUUACAUAUAUUAAAUCAAGAACAAUAAAAGCUGGUAUUUGAUAAAGUACUGAAGUAAAUGUAACAUCCUAAAGGUAUGUAAUAGAAUGGUUAUAGAGGAUAUGUUGUUGAAAAGUACCGGAACUAGAAACCCAGUUUCUAAACAACCUACGACUCUUUGGAAAAUUAGAAAAAAAAAUUUAGAAGAAUAUUUCAGAUGACUGAAGAUCGCCUUUCCACUUGCUAAAUAGGCAUAUUAAGGGCAGAGGCCACUCAGAUUAAUGAAGUGUUCUAUUAACAAUUUUAAUGAAAACUCCUGCAGUACUCUUAGAAACACCCUUAAGAGUCUUGUCUGUGUUCCCUGUUGUGAUUGGCCUGGAGUAGGAUACCUGUCUACCUCAUAUUACUUGUAUUUUUCCCUGCCUUCAUUUUAUCUCCCUCUGGUUGCACACUUCAUCACUGAACACUUAAGGUUCAUUUCCAAAACAGAAGCAGUUCAUACUUGGUGCACUGUGGACUCUUGUGAUAAUUAACCAAGAGUAACUCUAUUUGUCCAACCUCACACCUAAAGAAGAAAGAAAAUGACUUGUGCUGAGUUUUCUUUUCAUGUACCAAGUCUAGAAGAGCUUGCUGGAGUUAUGCAGAAGGGGUUAAAAGAUAACUUUGCUGAUGUCCAGGUCUCUGUAGUUGAUUGCCCUGAUUUGACUAAGGAACCCUUUACCUUUCCUGUAAAAGGCAUCUGUGGGAAAACUAGAAUUGCAGAAGUAGGAGGUGUGCCUUACUUAUUGCCUCUUGUAAACCAAAAAAAAGUUUAUGAUCUGAAUAAAAUUGCAAAAGAAAUCAAGCUGCCUGGAGCUUUUAUUCUUGGAGCAGGAGCAGGUCCAUUUCAGACUCUCGGGUUCAAUUCUGAGUUUAUGCCAGUUAUUCAGACAGAAAGUGAACACAAGCCUCCUGUGAAUGGUAGUUACUUUGCCCAUGUAAACCCUGCAGAUGGAGGGUGCCUCCUGGAGAAAUACAGUGAGAAACAUCAUGAUUUUGAGUGUGCAUUACUGGCUAAUCUUUUCGCCAGUGAGGGCCAACCUGGCAAGGUAAUUGAGGUGAAAGCCAAAAGAAGAACUGGACCACUUAACUUUGUGACUUGUAUGAGACAGACCCUGGAAAAACAUUAUGGAAAUAAGCCUGUAGGAAUGGGAGGUACUUUCAUAAUUCAGAAGGGAAAAGUGAAGUCUCACAUUAUGCCUGCAGAAUUUUCUUCCUGCCCCUUGAACUCUGAUGAAGAGGUGAAUAAAUGGUUGCAUUUUUAUGAGAUGAAGGCUCCUUUGGUUUGUCUACCAGUUUUUGUCUCCAGAGACCCAGGGUUUGAUUUGCGACUGGAGCACACUCAUUUUUUCAGUCAUCAUGGAGAAGGUGGACACUACCAUUAUGACACUACUCCAGAUACAGUGGAAUAUCUUGGGUACUUCUUACCUGCAGAGUUUCUCUAUCGCAUUGAUCAACCAAAAGAGUCUCAUUCAAUUGGGCGAGAUUAAAUCAGCUGAUACUUAUUUAGAAAAAGAAAUCAUUAAGGUUAAUUAAUUGAUUGACUCAUUAAUUGAUACUGACAUAAAACCAAUGGAAAUGAUCCCACGGGCCAGGCACAAUGGCUCAUGCCUAUAAUCCCAGCACUUUGGGAGGCUGAGGCAGGAGGCACACUGGAGCCCAGGAGUUUGAGACCAGCUUGGGCAACAUAGCAAGACCCUGUCUGUUUUUUUAAAAAAGUAAAAAAUAGAAGUGAUCUCACUACUUAAACCCCAUUCUUUUUCACUUCAUAUGAAAGGAUAUAUUGAUAUUAUAUUCUAUAUUAUUUAAUAGAUCUGUCUGAAAGAGAUUAGGAACAAAAAUAUCUAAUUGAGAUAUUCUUUAAUUUUUUACAUAGCAACUUUAUUUUUUUUAAUUCUAUAGUAUCAGCAAAAUCAGUCAUGUUUAUACCUUGAAUAUAAACAUUAGGAAUCAUGCAAUUAUUUCUGCUAUGUAUUUAGUAGUACCUUAUAUUUGUAUAACAUUAUUACAUUUUGCAAAUUAGUAUCACAGCUGCUAAGUAGAUGUUUCUGAGUAUUAGAAAAAUCAGUGUUAUUACCUGCAGGACAUUGAAAAACACUUGAAAAAGAUAAAAAGAAAAAUCAGUGUUUAGAAAUGUUGAUAGUUAUUGAAUCUUUGUAUUGAAUUUUAAAAAUCCAUUCUAGUAAUCAGAGUAUACCUUUUUCUUGGAACAAGGUGGCAGGUGGGGAGCCCUUUACCCUUCUGAUGAAGUUAAACCAUAGAAGUUUGCAAUUUGCCUUUCACAAACAUUAGCAGGCCGGGCCUGGUGGCUGAAGCCUGUGAUCCCAGCAUGUUGGGAGGCCGAGUGGGAGGAUUGUCUGAGCCUGGGAGUUUAAGACCAGCCUGGGCACAAUGGUGAGACCCCAUCUCUAUUAUUUAAAAUUUUUUUCUUUAAUAAAAAAUAAAAACACAAACAUUAGCAACUAGUUGGCUAGCCAUAAUUCCUCCCUUGUUUCGAUUGCCAGUUAGAAGCAAUUUUUAUUUCACUAGUUAUUUGCAAGAGAAGGGGUAAAAAAAACAGCAUCAAAGUGCAACAUUGAAGUGAGCUUACUUUAAUUUGUAAGUGAGGCUAUUGCUGAACAUGACCACUAUCCUUGCUGAAAUAUAAAAUUAUACUCACUGAUUGUAAUGGUUGAAAUUUUCCUGAAUGUUCUUUGAAUAAUCAUUAGCCAAAGAUCAACUCUCUAAUGGUGCUAAUGACAAUCUUGCUAAUGUACAAAUUUAGGAAGUCUUUAGUACUAAGUACAUAAUUUUCAAAUAAUAUUUUUUAAUUGUCUACUCUGGAUGUUAGCUAUGUCUUGUGAGUAUAAAUUCCUAUUAUUUUAAGCACUAUUUUGAUGCAAAAAAAAUGAAUAAAAAAUUUAAUGUAUGAUAUAUUAUGUUUCUAGUAUCUUACCUCCAGACAAAAACAAUAUUAAUACUCUUUCAUUUAACAAAUAUGUAUUGAACACCUACCCUGCUCUCUGGAGUGUACACUUCAUACAGGCAAGGGCCUUGUUCACAACUAUAGCACUAGUACCUUUAACAGUGCUAGCAAAGUAGCCACUCGAAUGAUUAUACCAAACACUUUACUAAAGCUGGAGAUCUGUCUAGUGCAGAAGACAAACAAUAAAUAUGUAAUAUGUCAGGUGGUAUUAAGUGCUAUGAAAAGAAAUAAAGCAGUAGGUGAACUGUAAA
Messenger RNA from Macaca mulatta (Rhesus monkey), 5628 nucleotides. It is a transcript of the gene BKGD, whose product is annotated as chromosome 14 C11orf54 homolog. Gene Ontology annotation, molecular function: hydrolase activity, acting on ester bonds; zinc ion binding. The record is from RefSeq and is a predicted model, not a curated record. Gene Ontology annotation, cellular component: nucleus. Lineage: Eukaryota; Metazoa; Chordata; Mammalia; Primates; Cercopithecidae.